Molecule: messenger RNA, 2004 nt
Organism: Ostertagia ostertagi
Lineage: Eukaryota; Metazoa; Nematoda; Chromadorea; Rhabditida; Trichostrongylidae
Source: the annotation of a GenBank genome assembly
AUGGAUGUGAACCUGAAGGAUAGCUAUGCGUUUAGGUUCUCGUCGUUCCAUCUUCCACCGCCAAGUAUUCAUACAGAGACAGCGACAAUCACUGUAGCAGUCACCGAUGUGAACAAUCAUCUACCGUCACUGAUCGAUCUACCCGAUCGAUUAUCGAUUUCUGAAAAUACAACGGUUGGAAGUAUAGUGUUCACUGUGAAGGCAUCAGAUCAAGACCGUGGUGACAACGCUCGUUUGCUGUAUCGACUAUUGAGCGGGCAGGCCACUGAAUACUUAUCGAUCGAUUCAAAAUCCGGCAAGAUCAUAUUGAGAAAAGCCGUGGACUUCGAGACGAUCAAAGGUUUUGACGUGGAAAUAGAAGUGUGCGAUCACGGCCAUCCUGAACUGUGCAUCGCUACUAUUUUGCCGGCUGUAAUCGAGGACAGUCCAAUGACAAUGUGCCACGAAAUUCGCCUGCUCCGUAGAUGGUGCAGCGUGGUAUUACCGCGUGAACUCGACCCCGGGACUGUAGUCACUACCGUAUUCGCUGAGGAUCGCGACUCGUCCACUGCCGGGCAAGUCCACUACGCACUGCUAGACGCUAUUACGGGGUUCUCAAUCGACAGCUCCAGCGGAGUUAUCCAGACAACUGAAGCGCUUGAAGCUAAGCAGUAUACGAUACGAAUAGGAGCCACUGACGGCUAUGGUGCGAUGUCAACGAAAUAUAGCUCUCCUUCAACUCUGGAAUCGACGUCACCAUUGUUAUCGAUCAAUUCGAUAGGCAGUCUGUAUCUUGCCAAACCAGUUCCGAUCAAUACCGAUCGAUUUUUCGCCGUAUUGAUCGCCCAUUCUGAUGAGGUUUCCAUCACCAAGUGCGUUGAAUUGCGAGUGAUUCGUGAUUCUCCAGCGCCCAUGUUUACGAAGAAAAGUGCCACAUUGAAGUUGAAGCGAAAUAUCCCGCUGGGCAAUCAGUUGAUGAAGGUUGAUGCUGGAGGACAUUUUAACUUCUCUACCAAUUGUCGAUGGUUGCGAGUUGACAGCGAUGGAAUCAUCUCCGUCAGAGAACUGAUCGAUAAAUCGAUCGAUAGUGUGCAAUGCGAUGUUGAGGCGAAAGACUCAAAAGGAAGAAGUGAUCCCAUUUCAUCUGAAUGCCACCUACCACGUGCACCAAUUGAAAGAAGGACGGCUCGACUGUUACGUACUCGCAAACGUAGCAACAAUUCUGUUUAUCCAUCCGGCGGUGUUCAAAAGCGCCAAAAAAGCGGCUGCUGGUCCGCAAUUUAUGCUCUCCCUAAUGACCGUAAUCUCUGCUAUAUUUCCAGAUAUCUGAACAACACCUAUUCAACAAUGGUCCACGUUUUCAUAGACGAUGUGAACGACCACUGCCCUCAGUGUUCUCAAAGAAACGAGUUCGUAAUCGAAGAAAAUCUCGGUGUCGGAACAACGAUAGGCUACUUGGAAGCAUAUGAUGAUGACAGAGGAUUGAAUGGAGUAAUGGGCUAUCGACUCUUGGACAAUCAAAACCUAGAUCAGGAUUGGAACGGUUCUGGAAGGGGUAUUCUAUUUAGUUGUAAACGUUACCAUAUCAUCGAUAAAACAUCGGGGAAAGUCUCACGAAAAGGACGACUACGUCCUGAUUCCCGCUUCAAUAUCUCAGUAGCCGCUAUAGAUGAGGAUGGGCAGAUGGCCACCGCGCUCCUCAUCGUCACGACAUCAUCAGACGAUUCUGCGCCACCAGUGUUUGAUAGGAUGGAACCAUUCAAAAUCUCUUCCACAUCACUGCCUGGCUCGAUAAUUGGACGAGUAAAGGCUGUGGCUGGCCGCCACGUCGUCAAGUACAGUAUCACCGAUCAGAAGUUCGACGUUGAUACAUGGGGAAAUGUGAUUUUAACAGCAGACACGAUCACAUCAGGCACUCAUGAUUUUGUCGUGACCGCGUCUACCGCGUUCCAAAACGCCACGGCUGUUCAGAAAGUGAUUGUCGAAAGCGUGAGUGCCACCGUCGGAGGAAGGACAUUUCGUGUA